Molecule: messenger RNA, 2070 nt
Organism: Dipodomys ordii (Ord's kangaroo rat)
Lineage: Eukaryota; Metazoa; Chordata; Mammalia; Rodentia; Heteromyidae
Gene: Col25a1
Product: collagen, type XXV, alpha 1
Exons: 38
Coding region: 1-1992 (663 amino acids)
Source: RefSeq, a predicted model, not a curated record
AUGCUGGGGAAGAAGCCCGCGGGGAAGGGAGCGGGGCGCGAGGCCGGCUCGGACGAGCACAGCCCCUCCGGGGGGCGCGCCAGGCCCCCGUGCGCCAUCCUGGCCACCCUGCUCUCCGGGGUGGCCCUGGUUUCCUGUCUGUACCUCGGGGUGAAGACCAACGACCUCCAGGCGAGGAUCGUCGCUCUGGAAUCCGCGAAAGGGGCGCCUUCCUUUCCCCUGCUGCCCGAGACGGCGGAUCAGCUGAAGGCCAUCGUGCAGGAGAACGUGGAGCGGCUCCUGGCUCAGAAAUCCUAUGAACAUAUGGCUAAAAUAAGAAUCGCAAGAGAAGCGCCUUCAGAGUGCAACUGUCCAGCAGGUCCUCCAGGGAAACGAGGGAAGAGGGGCCGAAGAGGAGAAUCUGGUCCUGCUGGUCAACCGGGUCCGCAGGGUCCCCCUGGUCCAAAAGGGGAUAAGGGGGAACAAGGUGAUCAGGGGCCUCGGAUGGUGUUUCCUAAAAUCAAUCAUGGGUUUCUCUCUGCUGAUCAGCAGCUCAUUAAACGCCGCCUGAUUAAGGGUGAUCAAGGACAGGCCGGGCCUCCCGGGCCCCCCGGCCCCCCAGGGCCAAGAGGGCCCCCUGGGGACACAGGGAAAGAUGGCCCCCGAGGCAUGCCAGGAGUGCCAGGAGAACCAGGGAAGCCAGGAGAACAAGGCUUGAUGGGUCCCCUGGGGCCUCCAGGACAAAAGGGCUCCAUUGGAACCCCUGGACUUCCAGGCAUGAAUGGAGAAAAGGGUGAGCCUGGGUUGCCUGGAGCAGCAGGACAGAAUGGACUUCCGGGACUGAAGGGAGAACCUGGAGAGCAAGGAGAAAAGGGAGAUGCUGGAGAAAAUGGCCCCAAAGGUGAAGCAGGUGAAAAGGGUGACCCCGGAUCAUCUGCUGCAGGAAUUAAGGGAGAACCAGGAGAGUCUGGCCGUCCAGGGCAGAAGGGUGAACCAGGCCUUCCUGGGCUCCCUGGACUUCCGGGAAUAAAGGGAGAACCCGGCUUCAUCGGACCUCAGGGGGAACCAGGCUUACCAGGGUUACCAGGAACAAAAGGUGAACGUGGGGAGGCUGGGGCUCCUGGAAGAGGUGAGCGAGGAGAUCCUGGAGCUCCUGGACCCAAGGGGAAACAAGGUGAAACAGGAGCUAGAGGCCCGAAGGGGUCAAAGGGGGAUCGUGGAGACAAAGGGGACUCUGGAGCUCUGGGCCCAAGGGGUCCACCUGGGCAAAAAGGGGACCAAGGAGCCACCGAGAUCAUAGACUACAACGGCAACCUGCACGAAGCCCUGCAGAGGAUUACCACCCUAACUGUCACGGGCCCCCCUGGACCUCCUGGGCCUCAAGGACUACAAGGGCCAAAGGGGGAACAGGGAUCUCCAGGAAUCCCAGGAGUCGAUGGAGAGCAGGGACUCAAAGGCUCGAAGGGGGACACAGGGGACACAGGCAUGCCAGGUGAAAAAGGAGGAAUUGGACUCCCAGGAUUGCCGGGUGCCAAUGGAGUGAAAGGAGAGAAAGGAGACUCCGGUUUGCCAGGUCCUCAGGGUCCUUCUAUCAUAGGCCCCCCUGGCCCUCCAGGUCCCCAUGGCCCACCUGGCCCCAUGGGACCCCAUGGACUUCCUGGACCAAAGGGAGCAUCUGGCUUAGACGGGAAGCCAGGAUCCCGGGGUACAGAUGGUCCUAUGGGACCCCACGGCCCUGCAGGUCCCAAAGGAGAAAGAGGGGAAAAAGGCGCCAUGGGAGAACCUGGACCCAGAGGGCCCUACGGCCUACCUGGGAAAGAUGGAGAGCCUGGUCUUGAUGGCUUCCCUGGUCCACGGGGUGAAAAGGGAGACAUAGGUGAAAAGGGAGAAAAGGGAUUCCGUGGCGUUAAGGGGGAAAAAGGGGAGCCAGGCCAGCCUGGGCUGGAUGGGCUGGAUGCUCCUUGCCAAUUGGGACCAGAUGGAUUGCCCAUGCCUGGCUGCUGGCAGAAGUGAUGAAUCUAACCUUCCAAGCAUGAAGUUGUGUAUAUAACGGUCCACUCUCUAUAUUUAUAGUUGAAAACCAAAAUGCAG